Molecule: messenger RNA, 625 nt
Organism: Sphaerodactylus townsendi
Lineage: Eukaryota; Metazoa; Chordata; Lepidosauria; Squamata; Sphaerodactylidae
Product: hemoglobin subunit alpha-D-like
Exons: 3
Coding region: 87-512 (141 amino acids)
Biological process (GO): oxygen transport; hydrogen peroxide catabolic process
Cellular component (GO): blood microparticle; hemoglobin complex; haptoglobin-hemoglobin complex
Molecular function (GO): peroxidase activity; oxygen carrier activity; haptoglobin binding
Source: RefSeq, a predicted model, not a curated record
CGCAGGGCUCCCCAGCUGCCAGUCCCCCUCCCCCUUCGUCCGCCAGCCAGCCAGCCCGCCGUCGAGGGAGCGCCACCGCUGCAGCCAUGCUGACCGCCGAGGACCGCCGCAUUCUCAAGCAGAGCUGGGAAAAGGUAGCCAACAUCCAGGAGGAGAUCGGCUGCGAGGCUCUCACCAGGCUCUUCGCCGUGUACCCCACCUCCAAGACCUACUUCCCGCACUUCGACUUGAGCCCCGGCUCGGCGCACAUCCGCAGCCACGGCAAGAAGGUGAUCAAGGCGCUGGAGGACGCGCUCAACAACGCCGACCACCUCCACGAGAGCAUGGCCGAGCUCAGCAACCUGCACGCCUACAACCUCCGCGUGGACCCCGUCAACUUCCAGUUCCUGGCCCGCUGCAUCCAGGUCGUCCUGGCCACCCACCUGCGCGGCGACUUCAACGCCCAGGUGUACGUCGCCUGGGACAAGUUCCUCUGCUGCGUCAUCGAAGUGCUGGCCGAGAAGUACAGAUGAGACCCCAGGCCGCCGCCGCCGCCGCCGCCCGUCGGGGCGCCCCGCCCGGCCCCGCUCCUGCGACCCCCUCCCCUUUUGCCUUCACUGAGCUAAAUAAAAGCGCCUGGAACGAC